This is a messenger RNA of Conger conger (European conger), 2581 nucleotides long. RefSeq names its product hemicentin-2-like. Gene Ontology annotation, molecular function: integrin binding. The coding region runs from base 121 to 1251 and encodes 376 amino acids. The transcript has 5 exons. The record is from RefSeq and is a predicted model, not a curated record. Gene Ontology annotation, biological process: cell adhesion. Lineage: Eukaryota; Metazoa; Chordata; Actinopteri; Anguilliformes; Congridae.
CCACCGUCAUCUAUGCUAUCAAGAAACACCACUGCCAGAGCUCAUUCUCAGACUGAACCAUCAGAACGACCCUACUAGUACAGAAGAAGAUCAUUAGCCUUCAGCCUUCAGGUGGAGAUUAUGAGAUCUGAGCAGCUGCUUUGGCUCUUGUUGGGGCUGCGAUCUGUUGUCUGCAAUGACUCAGAUCCUAUUGAAUGUCCACUGAUGAUCCAGCCUCCCAGAGUGGUGGUGAGACAUGGAGAUCCAGUAUCAGUGAACUGCACCAUUUCAGGAGAUCAUGAUGGAAUUGGCUGGGAGGCAUCAGAGGGAUCUGUUGACAGGGUAGAAGGCGUCCAGUUUGUCACCUGGGGUUUGGAGACCCUGACAGAGUGGGAUAUACGACCUAAAUGCUACGGAGACUUUCUGAUCGCUCCAAACACAUAUUCAGAGUGUGACAAAAGGCUCAAUAUUACAGUGUACAAGCCUCCAGACAGUGUCUCCAUCAGUGUUGUGAACCACACAGGCCCAAUGCUGGAGGGGAAACAAUACCAGCUGCAGUGUGAGGUCCAGAACAUCGCUCCUGUUCAGUACCUCACUGUGAAGUGGUACAAAGGAGAAACAUUAUAUAAAGAAACUGCCUAUGAUGAUCUCACUAAGACUCCAGUGAAUGUGUCCUCUACCUUCCUGAUCACACCCAUCAGUGCUGAUGAUGGAGCACAGUACAGCUGUGUGGCAGAGCUGGAACUGGGACCGGAAGGACCACAACCUUCUCCUGUAGUGAAAUCUGAUCCCCUCAGCAUCACUGUGCUCUGUGAGUCUCUCGAUCCACCAACAUUUGAGCUGGAGAGGGAGGAGGUGAAUGUAACCCAGGGAGAGGAGGUGAUUCUGGAGUGUCUGGCUGAGGGAAAUCCCACUCCUGAACUCACCUGGAACACGACUGCGGCUGAGAAUCCACAUGUGUCCACCAGAGGGCGACAGAGUAAUGCCACCAUCAGCGGAGCAACAUCAGCCAACGCUGGUGUCUACACCUGCUAUGCAACAAAUAACCUGGGCACGGCCUCCAAGACUGUCACCGUCACUGUGAAGGAAACGGAUACUGCAGAAAGCGGCUACAUCUGUAUUUUGAUUGUUUUGGCUGGGGCCAUGUUUAUACUGGUGAUGCUGGUCCUCUGGUAUAGAAAACGUAUGAACCGACCAUCAAGGCGAUAUAACAUCACAUCACUACGCACUGCUGGGAGGAGGGAUCAAGCAGACAUACCACUGGAGCCCUGAAAUGGUAAUGGGAGCAGCUCCUGCACCUAGACCACUGUGGAGCCCCACAGGUUUUUCAUGGAUUUACCAUUGCAGAUCAUGGAUGUUAUUGUCCACUAUUUCUGUGUGGAUUUUCCGUUAUAUUUGGAGUCAUUGUCCAGCGGGACAAUCUACCUACAGCCAAAGCUUCCUAGCAGAGACAACCUGAUUUUCUACAAGAAAUCCUGGUACAUUGUUAAAUUCAUUGUGACAUUGAUCUUAAAUAGUGCUCCUGGACCACUGGCAGCAAAAUAUCUCCAAAACAUCAAUGACCCACCUCUAUAUUUGACAGUAGGUAUGAGAUGCUUCUCCUUGUAUGCAUUCUUCUUUUGCCAUUCCAAUGUUCCUGAGUUUUGCCUGUUAGUUUUUCUUGUAUUUUUGUAAAUGUAUUAUUUUUCAUAUUCAUGUCUGGUUUUUCUGUUUAUAUUCAUAGUUCAUUGCACUCAUCCUCCCCUGUGAUUUCUUUGUUUUUAUGUAACUCUGAGCCCCAGUCACUUCCCUGUCUGCGCCAAUCACUAUUCGGGUGUUUUCUGUUUCCCACGAUUCCUUCUCAGUCUCGCUUUUCUUUCUUCCUGCCUUUUCUCCAUUCAUGUUUGUAGAUAGCAGUAAUCUAUGAAUAACAACUAACAUAGAUUUUGUACAGUACUAAUUAUAUUAAUAAACUCAUUUGUCUGUCUGGGGUAAUUUCUUUUGGGUAAUUAUAAUUUAAUCACAUAAACUAACAGAUUAACUUUAUUUCUAUUUUUACAACUGCUUUAUAGCUCCGCCUCCCUGUUCUACCUCAAAUUGCUUGCCUUAAUUCUGCGAAGUGUUUUUACCUGCUCUCCACUAUCACUAUGUUCCUUAACUCUGUGCAAUUGUCUACUCCCUAAUCCGGAGCCGUUUGUCUUACAUGUGUCUUCAUGAAUCCAAUCCACGUCUUUGUGCAUCCCUUGUUUCCCUUUCAUGUUUCUCACCUGAUGUAGAUUUGUUAGAUCAUCCUCACUCCCAUGCCCUGCCUAGUUUGUCUUAUCCCUGUGUAUUUAAACCCCAGUCUGAGUAUGCACACUUGUCAGAAUGUUGAUCAUAAUAUUAGAUCCAAAUCUUUGUCAGCCUAUUAUUCUUGAGAUUAUUGUGACACCCCUUUGCCUGAUUUCGAGUUUGACUUAACUUGACUUUGACUUGAUUUGUUUGUUUUUUUUCUUUCUUUCUUCUCGUUUGGAUUUUUGACCUUGGACUGUAGCCUUACUAUUCUUCUGCAACUCGAUUUGGCGCUGUGUGUUCUGAAUACCUGGCUUUGAUAUCAGACUGAAUAAAACUAAGAUUUUUGACA